GAAAUGACACAACUAAAGCAGCACUUUCGGCUGCAGGUAUUGCAAAUCUUAUAGUAUUCUCAUAUAUCUUAGUUGCAAUAUUUGAAAAAGAUCCUGGUGCAGAACAGCAACAACAAAAACAAAAAGAUGAAUGA
Molecule: messenger RNA, 134 nt
Organism: Entrophospora candida
Lineage: Eukaryota; Fungi; Glomeromycota; Glomeromycetes; Entrophosporales; Entrophosporaceae
Source: the annotation of a GenBank genome assembly